GGAAGUGGUAGAGGAAACAUGGGUGGAGGACUUCAGGGGCUCCACUUGGCCCUCCUCCUCUCCACCGCAUGCGCCACAUACGGGCCUAGCUAUGGCGGUGGAGGCGGUGGAGGUGGAGGUGGAGGUGGAGGUGGAGGUGGAGGCUACGGAGGUGGAGGAAGAAUCUUGAGGAUCACCGAAGCAAGAGGUGGAUUAGUUCAUUCUUCCCAGUCUGGCUACUAUGGUCCACCCGUCAGUACAAGUGGAGGAGGUGGACGCUACUCUGCUCCUUCAGUCAGCACCGGUGGAUACGGUGGAGGAGGUGGAGGUGGAGGAGGUGGAGGAGGAGGUGGAAGCUACUCUGCUCCUUCAGUCAGCGCCGGUGGAUACGGUGGAGGAGGUGGAGGUGGAGGUGGAGGAGGAGGUGGAAGCUACUCUGCUCCUUCAGUCAGCGCCGGUGGAUACGGUGGAGGAGGUGGUGUAGGAGGUGGAGGAGGAGGUGGAGGCUACUCUGCUCCUUCAGUCAGCGCCGGUGGAUACGGUGGAGGAAGUGGAGGUGGAGGAGGUGGAGGAGGAGGUGGAGGCUACGCUGGUCCAGAUAUAGCUAUUGGAUAUUCUAGUUCAUCUAUUGGUGGAGGUGGAGUUAUCUUUCUCCAUCCACCUUUUGUCCUCCACUUCAAUGCCUCUCCUCCAUAA
Portunus trituberculatus (swimming crab) is the source of this 675-nucleotide messenger RNA. Its product is annotated as glycine-rich cell wall structural protein 1.0-like. The transcript has 4 exons. The coding region runs from base 19 to 675 and encodes 218 amino acids. The record is from RefSeq and is a predicted model, not a curated record. NCBI's taxonomy places the organism in Eukaryota, Metazoa, Arthropoda, Malacostraca, Decapoda, Portunidae.